Messenger RNA from Hippocampus comes (tiger tail seahorse), 5730 nucleotides. It is a transcript of the gene reps1, whose product is annotated as RALBP1 associated Eps domain containing 1. Gene Ontology annotation, molecular function: calcium ion binding; protein binding. Gene Ontology annotation, biological process: endocytosis; endosomal transport. Bases 1342 to 3852 code for a protein of 836 amino acids. The record is from RefSeq and is a predicted model, not a curated record. The transcript is spliced from 20 exons. NCBI's taxonomy places the organism in Eukaryota, Metazoa, Chordata, Actinopteri, Syngnathiformes, Syngnathidae. Gene Ontology annotation, cellular component: plasma membrane; cytoplasm.
GAAAAAAUUAAAAAGUUUCCUAAUUUUUUCAAUGGCAUUUCUUAUUGUUUGUUUUCCCCAUUAAACAGGCACGAAUCUGCCAUGUGUUGCCAAAUUUCGCAAAGUCUCCAAACUCAUCUGACGAACGCGUCACAGCUCGUGAUGCAUUCAAUACACCGCUUACGUGUGGGACAGAAAAAGUCAAUCUUCAAGAAGGGCAACGUGAGACGGGGAGGUGCAACAGACUUUGAAACCAAUAAAUUGGAAUAGUGUGAUAUAAUGCAGUGUAACAACCCUUGAUAUUAAAAAUAAUACACAUUGAUCUUCAGAUAUCUUGGAUACAACAAUCAUAUUCAAAAAGACCAUUUUAAAGAUGAAAAGUCCUGCAGUAUUUGUUGCAUUACUUUACCAUUUUCCAUAUGUUUUAGAUUCCUGUAUCUCAUUAAAUGUGUCAAUGCGUUGAAUCUUCUUCCCUCACUCCAGAAGACCCCAAAAUACAGUCCAUCACCUCCUCCAUCUAGGACCACGACCCCCAAAGGGCACCCCACACUUUUCCAGUUGAGGACUAGCGUCUCAGAUUUGGAAAUGCUGGAUCUGAUGCUAAUGUAAACUAAAAUAGAUCUAAAAUAUAAGUAAACAAAGGAGGUCCAUAAUUUUAAAAAUGGCAUUUCCAGACUUGGUUUUAUAGCUUUGCGCUGAGCUGCUCGUGAUGAAAGCUCAUGCAUUAAAAAAAAAAACGCAGUCAACGUCGCUACGCGUUUUCUUUUGAUGGAUUCUCCCGGAAAUCCGGAUUGAACGGAGGAAAUUGACAGCGUUAGUAGGAAUGGCCGCUAUGGUCACUAGAGGAAGGAACCCGAAGAGCCCGAAACUUUACUUCCAACGGGCCCGCUGAGGAUUUGAACUCUGACGAAACGCACGAACCCCUUUCUUGCAGUGGACGAAAGACGGCGUCUUUUGACGUGAUAUACUUAGGAUCGGCUCGCAUGCUUGGCUCGCCGUUACAAGUGUCGCCGAGUUAGAUUGAAUGUAGCCGCUAGCCAGCUGUUGGCUCCCUUGCUUGGCUGGCCCAACAAGUUAACUAAGUGAAUAACUGCAUUAAAGCAUUCGCCGAUCACCGUUAAAUGGUGAUCGCCGAUCGUAGCAACAACUAGUAUUUGGCGACAGUAGAGAGAGAAGCGUCGCGGGGUACCAGAUUGUCAUUGCGAUUUGAGAAUAUAAUUAGUGCUAAUCUUAACGCUAGCUCCAAAGCUAGCUAAGUUGUGAUCCUGAAGUAUCGCCCAUUUUCGGAUCCUGCCCCAGCUACUGGCUUGGGGUCUAAUCGACAGCUCGUCAGUCUGCUUUUAAGGUGGCAUCUGUAGUACGAUGGAAAGUCUAACGUUGAGUGAUGUCGAGCAGAAAUAUUACUCCGAUUUGUUCGUUUACUGCGACACGGACAACACUAAAAAAGUGGCUUCUUACGGGAGAGUUCUUGACCUUUUCAGGGCGGCCCAGCUUCCCAGCGAAGUUGUCAUACAGAUCACAGAGUUGUGUGGAGCCACUCGGCUGGGUCACUUUGGACGAAGCCAGUUCUACAUCGCCCUAAAGCUGAUUGCCAUCGCCCAGUCAGGCCUGCCGCUCAGGGUAGAAAGCCUCAACUCAGUAAAGGACCUGCCACUGCCCAGGUUUGUGGUGGGGAAGAAUGAGGCGGAGGCGAGACACGUGGCGCUUUACCAGGACCCGGACAGUCAGGGGUUGUACCCCGCCUCCGCAGCUGCGUUAAUACCAAGACCUCCAGGCAGGGGUCACCCAAACAAGAAGGUCCCCCCCUCAGCUAGCGCCCAUCCUCUCCACGAGGCAGUUCAGCCCACAGCACCGAGCGUAGAAACACAGCAGGCAGAACCGACAUCCCCCGUGGUCUCCCCUCAUCAGUCCCCACCCUCCUCCCCGCCUUCCUGGAGGAAACACAAACGGCAGCACAGUGGCGGAAACGCAGACAGACAACCGGUGGCGGCACCGACUGGAGUCGUGUGGACGCAAUUCCGGGAGCAACAAACUGCUCCUGUGUCAGGUGACGGAUUGUGGUCAUCGCACUCACCCCCUCUUCCGGGUCAAGAAAGUUGGGUCAGUUUCACAGCUGAUACGCCGCCAUCAAGCACAGUCCCCGGAGCGCACCCCUCGUCCGUACAGGAAAGCACAACGAUACGAACAACGAUGGCCCCGGCAGCAGCAGCAGCAACUACUACUGAGGUCCAGCGACAGUCCAGUGGCUAUGAUGAUCCCUGGAAGAUCACUGACGAACAGAGACAGUAUUAUAUAAACCAGUUCAAAACCAUUCAGCCCGACCUGACUGGUUUCAUACCAGGUUCAGCAGCAAAAGAGUUCUUCACCAAGUCCAAAUUGCCCAUUUUAGAGCUGUCGCAUAUUUGGGAGCUCUCCGACUUCGACAAAGACGGCGCGCUAACCCUGGAUGAAUUCUGUGCCGCAUUUCACUUGGUAGUAGCCCGGAAGAAUGGCUACGACCUCCCCGAGAAGCUGCCCGAGAGCUUAAUGCCAAAGCUGAUUGACCUCGAUGACUCAGCAGGUUGGCGGCCUCACACCUACACGUUUUUAUCACACGCAGAAGUGCCGGAGCCAACCGCUGACGUCGGGUUCUCGGCCUCCCCCGCGGAGGUGACGCCCAACAAGUCCCCCUCCAUGCCCUCGCUCAACCAGGCUUGGCCGGAGAUGAACCAGAGCAAUGAGCAAUGGGAGACGUUUAGCGAGCGCUCCUCCAGCUCACAAACUCUGACCCAAUUUGACUCUAACAUUGCACCAGCUGACCCUGACACAGCCAUCGUCCACCCUGUUCCCAUCCGGAUGACCCCCAGUAAGAUCCACAUGCAGGAGAUGGAGCUCAAGAGGACUAGCAGCGAUCACAAUCAUCCGACCAGUCCAAUACUGGCCAAACCACCAGAAGUGUCUGAAGAAGUCAAACUACCGGUACCUGCCACCAUGAAGUUUGUACCAGCAAAUGCCGUAGGUGAUGGUUACAGCAGUUCUGAUUCGUUCACCUCUGACCAGGAGCCAGUGGCAAGACAAAGGUCUCAGUCGGGCGCAUCUCCAGAAGCUCUGAAAGUGGUGGCGCCGCCUCCACCUCCCCCCCGGCCUCACCCGUCCCACUCCCGCUCCUCGUCGUUGGACAUGAACCGCAACUUCGCCGCAGCGUCAGCCGCCGGACAGCCGCAGCCCGCCGCCAUCGCUUUCCCGCCCGCAGUGCCUCCUCGACCGCUUCCUACACAGUCAUCGGUACCGCACGCGGGACAACGCGCCGAGGCUGAGGGUGCGACGGGAGCGGGGGCCCCGCUCACCACCACGUCCCCCCAGCAGAUCCCGCAGCAACCCAAUUUCGCAGACUUCAGUCAUUUUCAGGCCUUUGCUGCAUCUGAGCAACCUUCGAGCUUGCCGGAGGUCGACAAGCACAGCGAUCCUGGACAGGGGGACAAGUCAUCAGACGGAGCCGGGCCCCUGAGAACAGUCAAGAGUGACGGCCAGGCCGAUGAAAGAACGACCACCGCUGGUCACUCUACCAAGGGUUCAUCUGGCCCUUUAGCUCCUCCUCCCAAGCCUAUUCGUCGCAGGUUGAAGUCUGAGGAUGAGUUGCGGCCCGAGGACGAGCAGCACGGCCCACAGAAGUCCAACAUCAUAGCCGCCGCCAUGGCUACUCAGCCCUCAAUCCCCAGGUCAGUAGGUAAGGACAAAAAGGCAAUACAAGCGUCGAUCAGAAGAAACAAGGAAACAAACACGGUGUUGGCAAGACUAAAUAGUGAACUGCAACAACAGUUGAAGGACCUGCUUGAAGAGAGGAUCUCUUUGGAAGUGCAGCUGGAGCAGCUCAGACCUUUUUCCCACCUUUAACCAUCACCGAUGAGGUGGUUGUAGUUUCUCCAAAGCAAGGCUGCACCCUUGGUGGGAUUCCUCCCCACCCACCAAACCAUCCUUCCUUUCCCCUCCUUCUCAUCCGCAGCGCGCACCUCCUUUAAGGCCACACUUGCUUAUCAGGUGUACAGCGGAGCCAGCCGGGAGCGCCGCGUGGGCGUGAGAGCGCGAGAAGACGACGACAAUGUGGCACUUUUUCAAUUUGCUCCGAAGAGAGAUGAAUCCGUGGCCGACAGCUGAGUUGGGGGAGCGGUGUUGGACAUUUGGCUGCAGCUACGAGUUCUGUCUGAAGAGAUAACUGCUGGCGAAUGAAUGCGCGUGUGAAUGGGGACAUCUGUUUUUGUUCGGUGUCUGUCAACACACCGGUCGACAGUUGAAAGAGUUCUUGAGCCAAAUCUCGGAAGGGAGUUCCGCAUUCAACUCCUGUAAAUAACCGUAACAUCGGAAACUGGUAUUCAAUAUUUUCAAACCGUCUAUGAUCGCAGUCUGUUAAAAAUCACCGCCAUUGAAAAUGGAACAUUUUCGGACUUGUCAUGGCCUCUGGGAAACUCGUGUUGGUGCGCGCUUGUUGGAAUGGAUUCCAAUUUAUGCCAAAUGACUGAAUUACCACUGCUGUCUCCCUUUUAUUUGGUCUUAUUUUCAUCCUUUUCCCUCCCCGUCAUCUCUUUUUUUUAAAUUUUUUUUUUUUAAGCCCCCCUUUGAUUGCAGCUUUCUGUUCCAGUCUCCUUUAACGCAAAAGGAGCGUUGAAGUGAAUUCCAGCUACAUGAGAGGUGGCAUUUAUGAAGGACUCGCGAUGAGAAGUUUUCCUGUCAUUUCCCUUUCGGCACUGGUCCAAGAGUUGAUAUUUCCAGUCAUCUUGCCCGAUGACGUCAGCACUAUGCAAGUUCAGGGGCGAUACGCGGCCACAGCUGUUUGAGCGCAGAAAUAGUAGCGACUGUGUCUUUGUAUCUCGGAUCUUCCAGAACACAAUCUACUGUAAAUGCUACAAGAGGGAAGCGAAUCCACAUCAGUGUUUCUGCACUUUCAGACUAAAUCUGUAUUAGGAAAAAAAAAAUAUAUAUAUAUAUCUUAACAAGACUAGAGACCAGUUACCACAACGUGAAUGAUCCCACUGCACUUUCAAAACCUCCGUCUGGCUUUUACGAGUUACUUCUUUUUCAUCUUUCUUUUAAACUGUCAGAAGUAUUAAAAGGAGAAAAACAAAAGUCAUCAAUCUACUCUAAAUUGUCACUGAGAAAAAGUACGGUUUGUGCCAUCCCAAAAUAGCCUCUUGUUUAGCUGAUUGUUAAUUUUUAUGAUCACUGUGUCUAUGGCCUUAAGUCCCCCUGCCUGAAGUUCAGGUUUCCAUGGUGACUGACUGACCACCUUGUUGCAACAAGGCUCGCCUUCUUUUUUUUUCUUUCUUUGGUUUGUAUGAAUGUGCGUGUGUGUGUUUGUGUGUGUGUUAGCGUGGCCACACCUGGAGCUGAUAGCAUUGAACCCCUUCUUUUAAAAAAACCCAUCAUGGGAUGGAUUAGCGCUUGUCAGAUGAAAAGCACUCGUCGUCCCGAAUGGCAAUCCAGGCAGAAGCAAUCUGUCGGAAACAAAAAACAAAAUCUCCGGUGGGAUUUUGAAUGCUAUUUGCUUCCAGAUCUGUGUUGUACAUUGUAUCUGACACACACACCCCUUUUUUGGAACUUGUGUACAUUUGCAUUCAUUGCUGACUAACAGCGAAAUAAUAUUCUAUUUAAUUCCUUCUCUCUUUGGCUGUGGGAUCCUAGAUGUUCAAACUGCAUGGAUGUACUGUAUCUCUGCAGAGUCGACUAGCAGCUGUGUGGUUUUUACACAAAAAAUAAAAACGGCACAAUAUUUUAAAA